This is a messenger RNA of Oncorhynchus nerka (sockeye salmon), 2464 nucleotides long. It is a transcript of the gene rnf150b, whose product is annotated as ring finger protein 150b. The record is from RefSeq and is a predicted model, not a curated record. NCBI's taxonomy places the organism in Eukaryota, Metazoa, Chordata, Actinopteri, Salmoniformes, Salmonidae.
CAUUAACGUUUAUAACCAAACUAACUUUAUAAUGUCUUUGCAGUCCACAUGGUCGCUGGUUACCGUUUCCUCGCGGUUGCCGGAAACAACCUUUUGUUGAUUUGAGGUUUUGAAAAAGGAAGUGUGUGUUUUUUUGCCCUUCGGCUUUCUGCAACCCUACAUUAAGUAGCUAGUAGAGGAGGAGGUGUGUUUACACACACAUACACACACACAGAGAGAGAGAGAGAGACCGGGGGUGGAUGGAAAACAACCCGUUCGUUAUGGCGUAACUAACUAACUAACUAACAGUAUCUAGUUGUAGGUGUGGACGGUACUGCAGACAGAGUUCAUAAUACACCCAGAUAGUUCUGAUCAUGUCGUUGAUGCAGGCCUGCCGCAGUUUAGCCCUAUCUACAUGGCUCCUGACGUUUUGUUUCGUUCAUCUCCUCUGUUUGGACUUUACCGUCGCCGAGAGAGAGGAGUGGUACACCGCUUUCGUUAAUAUCACCUACAUAGACCCGGUCACCUCUGAAGUCCGGACCGAGAAAGCAGAAUACGGUCGAUACGGGGAACACUCGCUUAAACGCGACGCAAAAGGAGUCGUGGUACUUCCUUCUCUCUCUCAGGAUAGACAAGCCUGUGAUCCCGGUACCCGGUUCUCUGUUCCGGUCCAAGGCAGUGCGUGGAUAGCCCUGAUUGCCAGGGGAAACUGCACAUUUAAAGAUAAGAUAAGACACGCAGCGAGCCAAAACGCCUCGGCCAUCGUUAUAUUCAACGUUGGAUCCAGCAACUCCAAUGAUACAAUCACCAUGCCACAUUCAGGUAUGGGUGACGUGGUUGCCAUCAUGAUCCCCGAGCCUAAAGGUCGUGAGGUCGCUGCUCUGCUGGAGCGGAACGUCACGGUAACCAUGCACAUCACUAUAGGAACGCGUAACCUCCAGAAGUACGUGAGCAGGACGUCGGUGGUGUUCGUCUCCAUCUCCUUCAUCAUCCUGAUGAUCAUCUCUCUGGCCUGGCUCGUCUUCUACUAUAUACAGAGGUUCAGAUACGCCAACGCACGAGACCGCUACCAGAGGCGUCUGGGAGAUGCAGCUAAGAAGGCCAUCAGUAAGCUGCAGGUCAGGACCAUCAGGAAGGGAGAUGGGGAGACGGAGUCAGACUUUGAUAACUGUGCCGUGUGUAUCGAGGGUUACAAGCCAAACGACGUGGUCAGGAUACUACCCUGCAGACAUCUGUUCCAUAAGAACUGUGUGGACCCCUGGCUGCUGGACCACAGGACCUGUCCCAUGUGUAAGAUAGACAUCCUCAAAGCCCUGGGCAUCGCUUUAAAUGCAGACUGUCUGGAUGACCUGCCCUUGGACUAUGAGAUGGUGGGUGGGGUGGGGGUGGAGGGUCUGGUCCUGGAGGCUGUGGUGUCGGCAGGAUCCAGUGACGGGACCCUCAGUGAGGGGGCGGUGGUUCUAGACCCGGGGAUACGGAGGGUGGGGCUACCCCAAGACUACCACGACCCAGACCCUCUGAGGGACAGUCCCAUUACUGUUACUACUGAUACCCACACAGGUGAACUCCUGCCCGUGACGAGCUGUGCGUCCCUGGUGUUCGCUGUAGAAACAGGGCUGUCGGACGAAGACCUUUCACUGGAACAACCAGCCCCUGCUGGGGACAACAAGUCCUGAGACCCGGGCCACACCGGGACCAGAACAAGGUCUUACCGGGGUGAGUCUGGGUUACCUUGGUUCUGUAUUGUCUUGACUAUACUUGGGACAGAGGACAGAGACAUACCUGUAGGCUGGAUAAACCUGCCUGGAAUGGGCCUACCUGGAUAAACCUACCUGGAUUGGGCCUACCUGGAUUAACCUACCUGGAAUGGGCCUCCCUGGAUAAACCUACCUGGAUUGGGCCUACCUGGAUUGGGCCUACCUGGAUAAACCUGCCUGGAAUGGGCCUACCUGGAUAAACCUACCUGGAAUGGGCCUCCCUGGAUAAACCUACCUGGAAUGGGCCUCCCUGGAUAAACCUACCUGGAUUGGGCCUACCUGGAUAAACCUACCUGGAUUGGGCCUACCUGGAUAAACCUACCUGGAAUGGGCCUACAUGGAUAAACCUACCUGGAAUGGGCCUACCUGGAUAACCUACCUGGAAUGGGCCUACAUGGAUAAACCUACCUGGAAUGGGCCUACCUGGAUAAACCUACCUGGAUAAACCUACCUGGAAUUGGCCUACCUGGAUAAACCUACAUGGAUAAACCUACCUGGAUAAACCUACCUGGAAUGGGCCUACCUGGAUAAACCUACCUGGAAUGGGCUUACCUGGAUAAACCUACCUGUGAGUGAUUCCAGAUGAAACCAGGACAAAAAAAGAACCACAUUUGUGGGAUUUUCUGGAAAUUGUAUCCAUAGAAUGGUCCUUUUUGGAGGAAGGAUUAUUGACAUAUUUUACGUUUUUUACAUUUUGUAUCUAAAGCAUAAUAAAAGUAUUAAUCAAA